AUGCAGUGGCCAUCAUUUACUCUUAUAUUAACGAAAAUAUUUUUACUUUACGUUAUUUAUAUAAUUUACAAUUUAUCUCUGUUAUUUGUAACACCAUCCUGUGACAAAAGCCAACGAUGUUUAACGUCCUAUUUAAGUAAAAAACCUCAAUUGCAACUGCAAGUUUAUAGUUCUGUCAACAAAUAUCCUAAUCAAUAUCAAGAGUUAGAUUUUGUAUAUGCUAAUGAAAAUUUUAAUUAUACACACCCAAGUAGCUAUCCCCUAACUUUGAAUAUUCGACGCAAAACAAGAAAUAAUGGAACAUUGUUUCUUCAUAUUAUAGUUGCACCAAGCUCUAGGAAGUUUGACAAAAGUAUCAUUAAUAUAGGAAAGGAUCCAUAUGUGUCUUACAUUGUUAUCAAAAUGACACAAUAUACAAUUCCUAAAGCAGAAACAUUUAAUUUAUUGGGUGAAAAGAAUAACGCUCUUAGAAACAAGCAAAGCUUAAUAGAUCCAAUAGCACAUAUUAAGAGCCAUGUAACAUUUACAAUAAUGACAAAUGAUAUUAGUUUACCUAUGCAUAAUAUACCUAUGGAACUAAUAAAUCAACUGAAAAUUAUACAUGGCAGAACAUUUUUACCUAUAGUUAAUUAUGAUUUCCUGCAAACCAGACAUUCUAAUUUAAUGCAAAUCAUGCCUCAUAAUAAUACAAUUAAUAUUACAUUGCAAUAUUCUCCAAUUUCUAUUGGAAAGUUAAGAUUGCUAUUGCACGUUGAAGUUACUUUGCCAAAAUUGAAAAGUCUUGGAUUUUCUGAUAAAGAUGUGGAUGAAAUAAAAGCAAUUUUUGCAGAUAUUAAUAUAUAUAUUUUAGGAGGGACCUUUUUCAUUGCCACUAUUCAUCUAUUGUUUGACUUUCUUGCCUUUAAAAAUGAUAUAAGUUACUGGAGAAGAAAAGAUAAUCUUGUGGGUCUUAGUAAAUGGACUGUAGUAUGGCGGGGAUUCAGUCAAACUAUAGUAUUUCUUUACUUAUUGGAUAAUGGUUCAUCUUUGCUUGUUCUUAUCCCUACUGGAAUUGGAUCUAUUAUUGAGAUGUGGAAAUUGAAGAAAGUGUUAAAACUUAGGCUUAAAAAUAAUAAUAUUAAAAAUGUGGCUGAAGUUAGAACAAGAGAGUUUGAUGCAGAGAGUAUGCAUUACUUAAGCUACUUGUUGUAUCCUCUUGUUAUUGGUGGUGCAAUUUAUUCCUUACUUUUUAUUCCUCACAAAAGCUGGUAUUCGUGGACCUUAAAUUCAUUAGUACCUGGAGUCUAUGCUUUUGGAUUUUUAUUCAUGCUUCCUCAACUUUUUGUAAAUUACAAAUUAAAAUCUGUGGCACAUUUACCAUGGAGAACGUUCAUGUAUAAAGCAUUUAAUACAUUUAUAGACGAUGUUUUCGUAUUUAUUAUCGAUACUCCAGCUGCAUACAGAGUAGCUUGCUUCAGAGAUGAUGCAGUUUUUCUUAUUUAUCUUUAUCAAAGAUGGCUGUAUCCAGUAGACAGAUCUCGUCUAGAUGUUGACGUUAUUACAGAAGAAGCUGUUGAUUUUGGAAAGUCAAAUAAAAUGGAUUAAAACGUAUUUGUUGUCCUUUUAAUAUCAUUUUUACUGUUUCAGUAAUAUAUAAUAACUUG
Messenger RNA from Eufriesea mexicana, 1643 nucleotides. RefSeq names its product cleft lip and palate transmembrane protein 1-like protein. Gene Ontology annotation, cellular component: endomembrane system; membrane. Bases 1 to 1584 code for a protein of 527 amino acids. The transcript is spliced from 8 exons. Lineage: Eukaryota; Metazoa; Arthropoda; Insecta; Hymenoptera; Apidae. The record is from RefSeq and is a predicted model, not a curated record.